This is a messenger RNA of Debaryomyces hansenii CBS767, 1011 nucleotides long. Its product is annotated as Cu/Pi carrier. The record is from RefSeq and is a predicted model, not a curated record. Gene Ontology annotation, biological process: mitochondrial phosphate ion transmembrane transport. Gene Ontology annotation, cellular component: mitochondrial inner membrane. Bases 1 to 1011 code for a protein of 336 amino acids. NCBI's taxonomy places the organism in Eukaryota, Fungi, Ascomycota, Pichiomycetes, Serinales, Debaryomycetaceae. Gene Ontology annotation, molecular function: phosphate transmembrane transporter activity. The transcript has a single exon.
AUGGGUAGUGAUAAUUUAGCUGAAGCAAUUGUCCAGCCAGCGACUGAUAAGCUCAAGCAACUUUCUCACAAGGUAGGAGGUUCCGGAAGUGGUACAGGAUCUGGCAAGAAAGGAGGAAUCGAGUUAUUCUCCAAAGAAUACUAUGCUGCUUGUACAAUUGGUGGUAUUAUUGCAUGUGGUCCAACACAUUCGUCAGUCACACCGUUAGAUUUGGUGAAAUGUCGUCGUCAAGUUGAUUCUUCGUUGUACAAGUCGAAUAUGCAAGGUUGGAAAACGAUUUUGAAAACGAAAGGGGAUUCGAUAUUUACUGGUGUCGGUGCUACGUUCAUUGGUUAUUCAUUCCAAGGUGCCGGUAAGUACGGGUUUUAUGAAUAUUUCAAGAAAACCUACGGUGAUAUUGUAGGACCUGAUUAUUACAGCAAGUACAAAACGGGGGUAUUUUUAGCAGCUUCGUUCUCUGCAGAAUUCUUAGCUGAUAUAGCUUUAUGUCCAUGGGAAAUGAUCAAGGUUAAGACUCAAACCACUAUUCCACCAUAUGCUUCGUCAGUCUGGGAUGGAUGGUCAAAGAUCACCGCUACAGAAGGUAUUGGAGGGUUAUACAAGGGAUUAAUUCCUUUAUGGUUUAGACAGAUUCCAUACACCAUGGUUAAGUUUGCAAGUUUUGAAAAGACAGUUGAACAAAUAUACAAGUAUUUGGGCAAAAAGCCUUCUGAUUAUACUCCAGUACAACAAACCGGUGUCUCAUUCUUAGGGGGUUACAUCGCUGGUAUUUUCUGUGCUGUUAUAUCCCACCCUGCUGAUGUGAUGGUUUCUAAGAUUAACGCUGACAAGAAGCCAACUGAAAGUGUUGGACAAGCCUUAGGUAGAAUUUAUAACAAGAUAGGGUUUGCAGGUGUCUGGAACGGUUUGCCUGUCAGAAUUGUAAUGAUUGGUACAUUGACUGGUUUCCAAUGGCUUAUUUACGAUUCUUUCAAGGUUUAUGUUGGUUUACCUACUACUGGUGGACAUUAA